Rangifer tarandus platyrhynchus (Svalbard reindeer) is the source of this 3621-nucleotide messenger RNA. NCBI's taxonomy places the organism in Eukaryota, Metazoa, Chordata, Mammalia, Artiodactyla, Cervidae. The record is from the annotation of a GenBank genome assembly.
AUGACAGUCAUGUCCCUUUCCAGGGACCUCAAGGACAACUUACACAGCGACACAGUGCUCUCCAUCUUAAAUGAGCAGCGCAUUCGGGGCAUUUUGUGUGAUGUCACUAUCAUUGUGGAAGACACCAAGUUUAAAGCCCACAGCAAUGUCCUGGCUGCUUCAAGCCUUUAUUUCAAAAACAUCUUUUGGAGCCAUACCAUCUGUAUUUCCAGCCACGUCCUGGAGCUGGAUGAUCUCAAAGCUGAAGUGUUUACAGAAAUUCUCAAUUAUAUCUACAGCUCCACAGUCGUCGUCAAGAGACAGGAAACUGUCACUGAUCUCGCAGCUGCUGGGAAAAAGCUGGGAAUAUCCUUCUUGGAAGAUCUUACUGAUCGCAACUUCUCCAGUUCCCCGGGUCCCUAUGUAUUCUGCAUUACCGAAAAGGGAGUGGUCAAGGAAGAAAAAAAUGAAAAAAGGCAUGAAGAACCAGCCAUCACUAACGGGCCAAGGAUCACAAAUGCAUUUUCCAUCAUUGAAACAGAAAACAGUAAUAACAUGUUCUCUCCACUGGACUUGAGAGCAAGUUUCAAAAAGGUCUCCGACUCCAUGAGAAACACCAGCCUCUGCCUGGAGAGGACUGACGUCUGCCACGAGGUGGAGCCUGUGCGCACCCUCGCCGAGCACUCCUAUGCCGUGUCUGCCGUGUCUGCCGUGUCUUCCGUGGCUGAGGCUUACAGAAGUCAGCCUGCCCGGGAACAGGACAGCAGUUCACCUGCAAAAACAGGGAAGGAGAACUCCGAAGCUGUUGCAGCAAAACCGAAAACAUGCCGAAAGCCAAAGACACCCUCCGUACCCCAGGAAUCAGAUUCCACUCCAGAAAAUAUACCAGCCCCUCCAGAAAGCAACUUGGAGGUGCCUCAAGAAGAAACUCCACAGCCAGCUGCAGUUCUUUCCCUUGCAAAAUCUCCCAGCCACAAUGAAGGAGAGGUCCAAUUUCCCAGGGCGGAGGAAAAUAAAUCCUCUGAUGUCCCUGGGCCACCAGCCGCUGAGGUGCCGCCUCUCGUUUACAACUGCAGCUGUUGUUCCAAAUCUUUUGAGAGCAGCACUUUGCUCAGCGCCCACAUGCAGCUUCACAAGCCGACCCAGGAGCCCUUGGUGUGCAAGCACUGCAACAAGCAGUUCAGCACCCUCAACAGGCUGGAUCGGCACGAGCAGAUCUGCAUGAGGUCAAGCCACAUGCCCGUUCCUGGAGGGAAUCAGCGCUUCUUAGAAAACUAUCCCACCAUUGGACAGAAUGGAAGUUCAUUCACAGCUCCAGAACCUUUAUUAGCUGAGAAUAGGAUUGGUGACUUUUCCAGUCCCGGGAGCACGCUGCCAGAAACAGAACACAUGGUUAAAUUUGUUAAUGGGCAAAUGCUCUAUAGCUGCGUUGUGUGCAAACGCAGUUAUGUGACUUUAUCCAGCCUCCGAAGACAUGCAAAUGUUCACUCCUGGAGGAGAACAUAUCCUUGCCAUUACUGCAACAAAGUGUUUGCUUUGGCUGAGUACAGGACAAGACAUGAGAUUUGGCACACAGGGGAAAGGCGGUAUCAGUGCAUUUUCUGUCUGGAGACGUUCAUGACCUACUAUAUACUCAAAAACCACCAGAAGUCUUUCCAUGCCAUCGAUCAUAGACUUUCCAUCAGUAAAAAAACAGCAAAUGGAGGCUUGAAGCCUAGUGUCUAUCCAUAUAAACUUUACAGGCUCCUGCCCAUGAAAUGCAAGAGGGCUCCUUACAAGAGCUACCGACAUUCUUCCUAUGAAAAUGCUCGAGAAAACAGUCAGCUGAAUGAGCCUGCACCUGGUCCCUAUGUUAUUCAGAAUCCACACAGCUCUGAAUUACCUACUCUGAAUUUCCAGGACAGUGUAAACACCUUGACCAACAGUCCAGCCAUCCCAUUGGAAACACCAGCACGUCAGGACGUGCCCACUUCGGCCAGUAUACAAAACGCAGAGGGUACCAAAUGGGGCAAGAGGGGAGAGUUGAAAGUGGAUCUGGACAAUAACUUUUAUUCCACAGAGGUGUCUGUUUCUUCCACUGAAAACGCUGUCAGUUCGGACCCCCGGGCAGGGGAUGUGCCUGUUUUGGCCGUGAGUAAUGGCAGUGAGAACUCCACUUCUGUGAUCAGCUACAGUGGCUCAGCCCCCUCGGUCAUCGUGCACAGCAGUCAGUUUUCAUCGGUGAUAAUGCACAGCAAUGCCGUUGCUGCCAUGACCAGCCGCAACCCCAGAGGAGCCCCUUCAGAUCAGACUGUCAGUCAGACCCCAAAAGAGGAUGGCAAGCCCACUGAGCCAGACAAAGUUGGGAGGGCCGUCAGCAGACCCAAGAGCAUGAAGGAGAAAAAGAAAGCUGGCCCAUGUAACAGGGGAGAAAUACCAGAGGAGUCCAAAUUCACUGCUGAUCCUGGAGGCUCACUGGGCAAAACUACAAAUACCAUGAAAGAAAUGAGUAAAAUUGAAACCUACAUAGCAAAGCCCGCUCUCCCAGGAACCUCCACAAACAGCAACGUCGCGCCCCUUUGUCAAAUAACGGUGAAAAUCGGGAAUGAAGCCAUUGUGAAGAGGCACAUCCUCGGCUCUAAACUGUUCUAUAAGAGAGGGCGGAGACCCAAAUACCAAACGCAGGAGGAGACGCUGCCCCAGGAGAGCGACCAGGAAGCCAACGGAGACAACCCUCUCGGGCUCUGCCAAUCCGAGUGCAUGGAGAUGAACGAGAUGUUUGACGAUGCCAGUGACCAGGAUUCCACAGACAAACCGUGGCGCCCGUACUACAACUACAAACCCAAGAAGAAAUCCAGACAGUUGAGAAAAAUGAGGAAGGCCAACUGGAGGAAGGAGCACGAAAACAGGAGCCCGAGCAGUAAGUGUAGAUACCCGGCCGACCUGGACUGUGCGGUGGGCAAGGCUCCGCAGGAGAAGGCCUUCGAGGAGGAGGAAAACAAGGAGAUGCCUAAGCUGCAGUGUGAACUCUGCGACGACGGAGACAAAGCCUCGGGGGCCGGGAGCCAAGGGAGGCCCCACCGGCAUCUCACGGCCCGGCCUUAUGCAUGCGAGCUCUGCGCCAAGCAGUUCCAGAGCCCCUCCACCCUCAAAAUGCACAUGCGGUGCCACACGGGAGAGAAGCCAUACCAGUGCAAGACCUGUGGCCGGUGCUUCUCCGUGCAUGGCAACCUCCAAAAGCAUGAGCGCAUCCACCUGGGCGUGAAGGAGUUCGUCUGUCAGUACUGCAACAAGGCCUUCACAUUGAACGAGACCCUCAAAAUCCACGAAAGGAUCCACACGGGAGAAAAACGAUACCACUGUCAGUUCUGCUUUCAGAGUUUUUUGUAUCUGUCCACGAAAAGGAAUCAUGAGCAGAGGCAUAUCAGGGAGCAUAAUGGGAAGGGCUAUGCCUGCUUCCAGUGCCCCAAAAUUUGCAAAACAGCUGCUGCCCUGGGAAUGCACCAGAAGAAACACUUGUUCAAAAGCCCCAGUCAGCAGGAGAAAGCAGAAGGUGAUACAGGCCACGAAAACUCCAAUCCCCUGGAGAAUCCACAUUUCAUUGAUUCAGAAGGCACUAACCAAAAGGAUAAUGUACAAACCGUUGUUGAUAAUGUCCUUUGA